AUGUCUUUACCUCAAGGUGUUUCCGAAAAUAAGAAUAUUAAUAAUAAUUCUAUUGCUGUUUCUUUAGAAAAUAUUAAUGGGCAAAAUCAACAACAGGCUUCUUCUGUACAGUUACAGCAAAAAUCAAAAUCUGGUAUGGAUCUUUAUUUUGAUCAAAUAACUAGCUACAUAGGGAAACAUCCUUUUGUUACUGGAGUAGGGAUUUUCUUUACCCUAUAUGCAUCUGCGGGUUUUUAUAGGUUUGUAUCCAUUAAGAUGAGCGGAGGCAAAGCUGCCACACAAUAUUUAAAAGGUGGGUUUGAACCAAAGAUGACUACAAAAGAGGCAUUACAAAUUUUGAAUUUACAAGAGAGUAAUCUAACGAAGAAGAAGUUGAAAGAAGUUCAUAGAAAGAUAAUGUUAGCAAAUCAUCCAGAUAAAGGUGGAUCUCCAUAUGUUGCUACAAAAAUAAAUGAAGCUAAAGAUUAUUUAGAAAAAAAAGGUAUUGUAAGAAAAUAA
Molecule: messenger RNA, 498 nt
Organism: Arxiozyma heterogenica
Lineage: Eukaryota; Fungi; Ascomycota; Saccharomycetes; Saccharomycetales; Saccharomycetaceae
Gene: PAM18
Product: Pam18p
Exons: 1
Coding region: 1-498 (165 amino acids)
Biological process (GO): protein import into mitochondrial matrix
Cellular component (GO): PAM complex, Tim23 associated import motor
Molecular function (GO): ATPase activator activity
Source: RefSeq, a predicted model, not a curated record